This is a messenger RNA of Hyaloperonospora brassicae, 2340 nucleotides long. The record is from the annotation of a GenBank genome assembly. NCBI's taxonomy places the organism in Eukaryota, Oomycota, Peronosporomycetes, Peronosporales, Peronosporaceae.
AUGCCAGCGGUGGACGAGUCGCGCGCGCGUCGCCCCUCGAUGGAGCCCCCCGCCACGUCCCGCGCGUCCGUCGACAGCGCCUCGUUCCAGUCCCACAACCGCAAUCAUAACAAUACCAAUACCGCCGGUCACAACAACAACAACAACAACAGCAAUACUACUACGACUACUACCGCCAGCAGCAACAGCAGCGGUCUCACCAACGCCCGCGCGUCGUAUCAGGACCCGCAGACGCACAGCACGAAGCGCCAGAGCCACAGCAACAAGAAGAAGAGCGCGCGCAUGCGCCACUCGCUCAUGCACGUGCAGGCGGACGCGCUGGCGUUCAGUCGCUCGAGUGCGCCGCCCACGUCGGGAUAUUUGGUGCUGUCGCCGCCGGACCGGUCGAGUACCUACUCGAGUCUCCACACAACGAGUCGCGGCCCAAGUGGGGGGCAGCAGCAGCCGCCCGAGCCCACAGCUUCGCCGUCGAGCGACGAGAUCCUCAAAGUAGAGAUCCCCAGGUGGAAGUCGAAGCUCGCGACGGACCGAGCGGACCGCGUGCAGGUCCCGGCAGGUCCAGACAGUGCCGGGAACUCGCCGUUGGCCACGGGCGCUGCGCGGUCGGCGACGUGGGACGGCAAAGACGGACGCGCCAGUCGUGGCGUCUCGACGGGAGCGCUCGUUGUAUUGGCACGCGAUCGAGACAGUGGCAGCAGUAAGAAGCGCUAUACGGUGUUUCAAGUCUACGUGCACUUCCAGUCGGGGGCCGUGCGCAUGUCGGAGAAGCGGUACAGUCACUUUCGCGAGCUGCACAAGACGCUGCGAAGAAAGUACGCGGCCGUUGGGAAGCUCUACUUCCCACCCAAGAAGUUCUUUAUGUCGCUCUCGCUGCGUGUGAUUGAACAGCGUCGCGAGGCCAUUGAGACGUACGUGAAUGCAGUGCUGGCGUUGCGUCCACGACCGGUUGAAGUCGUGCAGUUCCUGAGCAUUGCCGUGGAAGACGACGACGAGGACGGAAACAGCACUGAUGGCCCGACGCGUGGAGUGGAUAUGGUGACGGCACCAAAGCACUUGCAGUCGACGUCGACGGCUUUCGGAACGUCUUCCGGGCUCAGUGGAAGCAACAGCUUUGCCCUGGAGGAUGCAGGGGGACACCUUGUGACGAUGCAGGAUUUCGAGAUCCUGAAAAUGCUAGGCAAAGGAUCGUUUGGAAAAGUCUACAUGGCUAGAGAGUGUGGAAAGGAGAACAAGAUCUACGCGAUGAAGGUCCUGCGAAAAUCGGAACUGAUCAAACGCAACCAGGUGGGGCACACGAUGAUGGAACGCCGCAUCAUGAGCUCCAUUGACCACCCUUUCAUCGUUGGACUCAAGUAUUCGUUCCAGACCGCCAGCAAACUCGUGAUGAUUUCUGACUACUGUUGUGGUGGCGAGAUCUUCUUUCACCUGAAGAAGUUCCGCUCCUUUUCGGAAGCCAUGGUGCGCUUUUACGCCGCAGAGCUAGUGGCCGCUAUUGGCCACUUACACGAGCGUGAUAUCAUCUACCGAGACCUGAAACCGGAAAACAUUCUCUUGGACGAAACGGGCCACGUGCGUCUGACCGACUUUGGUCUCUCGAAAACCGAUUGCACCGAUUUCACAGGAGCGAGGACAUUUUGCGGCACCCCGGAGUACUUGGCACCCGAGAUGCUCAUCAGCCGCAAGAAAAAGACCGAGUACGGCAAAGCUAUUGACUGGUGGAGUCUCGGCACGCUUAUGUACGAGAUGCUCACCGGCUGGCCGCCUUUCUUUGACCGCAACAUCGAGCAGAUGUGCUCCAAGAUCAUGAAGUCUCCGCUCAAGUUCCCAGCGCAUUUCGGUCUGAGCUCAGAAGUCAAGAGUCUCAUUUCUGCAUUGUUGGAUCGAGACCCGACGUACCGAAUAGGCUCACGUCCUGGCGCUGGUGUCAAGGAUAUUAAGAAUCACGUGUUCUUCGCCAGCAUCGACUGGGCGUUACUGGAGAAACGCGGCAUCAAACCGCCUUUCAAGCCGCGUGUUCGCAGCCCCACUGAUAUCCAAAACUUCGAUCGUGAGUUUACAAAGGAGUUGCCUGACCAUGGCUUUUUGCAGCAAGACAAGCGUCUGGCCAUGUCGCCCAAGAACGAGUUCCAGGGCUUCUCCUACACUCGAACAGAAGACCCGGCUUCGUGGUCGCGUGAGUCAGGCAGCAGCAGACAGGAAAAGCGCAUGUCCGGACGCUUGUCGGAGCCACGGACCAGUGAGGGAAUUGAGCGCGAGUCCCAGUCAACGGCAGACCAGCAGUAUCCUGAAUUUGGCCACGUCGCCCGCGACAGCACGGAUUUCGACACCGGCUGUAUCUAG